UCCCCCACACACACUCCAACGCAGUGGCAACAGCAUCUCCCCUGUUCCGCCCGCUCGCCUCUGCUUCUUUAGUUCUUUCCAGAGCGGCUCUGCUCUGCUCCUCGCCUCUCUCGAUCGCGCAUACGUACCAUAUUUGGCAGCCCAGCCAUGGUGGUUCUCGCCAGCACGCCCGCCGUCGAUCACAUCCCGCUCCUCAGGUCGCCCGACCCCGGGGACUACUUCUCCGGCAUGCCGGUGGUCGACCUCUCCAGCCCUGGCGCGCCGCGGGCCAUCGCCGACGCGUGCGAGCGCUUCGGGUUCUUCAAGCUCGUCAACCACGGGGUGCCCGCGGACACGAUGGACAGGCUCGAGUCGGAGGCCGUCAGGUUCUUCUCGCUGCCGCAGGCCGACAAGGACCGCUCCGGCCCGGCCUACCCGUUCGGCUACGGCAGCAAGCGCAUCGGGCUCAAUGGCGACAUGGGGUGGCUCGAGUACCUGCUCCUGGCCGUCGACUCCGCGUCGCUCUCCGGCGCCUGCGCCGUCCCGUCCUGCGCGCUCUUCCGGGCGGCGCUGAACGAGUACAUCGCGGCGGUGCGGAAGGUGGCGGUGCGGGUGAUGGAGGCGAUGGCGGAGGGGCUGGGCAUUGCGGCCGUGGACGCGCUGAGCGGGAUGGUGACGGCGGAGGGGAGCGACCAGGUGUUCCGGGUGAACCACUACCCGCCGUGCCACGCGCUGCAGGGGCUGGGCUGCAGCGCCACCGGCUUCGGCGAGCACACGGACCCGCAGCUCAUCUCCGUGCUGCGCUCCAACGGCACGUCCGGCCUGCAGAUCGCGCUCCAGAACGGGCAGUGGGUGUCCGUGCCCUCGGACCGCGACGCCUUCUUCGUCAACGUCGGCGACUCGUUGCAGGUGCUGACCAACGGGAGGUUCAAGAGCGUGAAGCACAGGGUGGUGGCCAACAGCCUAAAGUCUAGGGUUUCCAUGAUCUACUUUGGAGGGCCAGCGAUGACACAGAGGAUUGCACCAUUGCCGCAGCUGCUGGGCGCGGGAGAGCAGAGCCUGUACAAGGACUUCACAUGGGGCGAGUACAAGAAGGCUGCCUACAACUCCAGGCUCGGGGACAACAGGCUGGCUCAGUUCCACAGGUAGCAUCGCCUGCCGCCUGGGCCCGCUCAAGGAGCAGCUUUUACCAAGCCAGCCAGCUAGCUAGUAGCUAGCUAGCUGCCGUGGCUUAUGUUUCGCACACCGUGAAGACGAAGAUGAAGAUGAAGAGGAAAGCUACUAGAAAAGAAAGGGAAACAGAGCUAAAAGAAGAUGAUUUCAAGACACAUGUGGUAGAGCUGCGGACGUAGCUAGUAGAUCUUUUUCGUGUGCGUGUGCGCGUGUGUGUGCGUGUGCGUGUGUGUUCAUAGUUGCUAAAACUCGCCUUUCCUAUUCGGGAAUGCCGGACGAACCAUGAACAGAUAAGUUAACUUGAUGAAUAGUUAGUUAGUGUGAACCAGAUAUAGCUUCUGAUCUUUUCUCAAA
Messenger RNA from Aegilops tauschii subsp. strangulata, 1506 nucleotides. RefSeq names its product gibberellin 2-beta-dioxygenase 3. Lineage: Eukaryota; Viridiplantae; Streptophyta; Magnoliopsida; Poales; Poaceae. The record is from RefSeq and is a predicted model, not a curated record.